Messenger RNA from Mercenaria mercenaria, 2350 nucleotides. RefSeq lists its product as uncharacterized. Lineage: Eukaryota; Metazoa; Mollusca; Bivalvia; Venerida; Veneridae. Gene Ontology annotation, molecular function: hydrolase activity. The transcript is spliced from 4 exons. The record is from RefSeq and is a predicted model, not a curated record. The coding region runs from base 1716 to 2228 and encodes 170 amino acids.
AAUACUCAAAUGCCAGGGGAUAGCAUCCGGGAUUAUCCUCCACCACUAAAAGCAGAAAGUCGCCAUAUCACCUCAAAUUGUCUUGGCAUGACGUUAAACCCAACAAAAACAAAACAAAUAUAUUUGGCCGAGCACCCAGCUCAAGAUAAUAUUGGAUGAGCCAGUAUGUUUUCACCGAUAAGCAUAUGAGCAAUUUUGUUUUACGAGGUGUUCGGGAGACAGUAAAACAACUAUUGUCCCUCGAUAUUAAGCUCUUCAUUAAGGAAAUAGAUUCUAACUAUUCUCUAAACACCUAUGAAGUAAUGGGAAGAUGGCGUUAUACUAAUACAAACGGUUACCAAAUCUGCUACCGAAAAAAUGCAAUGGUGUUUACAAAGCUUACCAUGGAUACGGUAUAUAUCUAUGUCAUAAAGUAGACAUUUUCGUCACAGGUAGCGAGUAGUAUAAAAAAGUAUAAAACUUGAUGCCAUGUCUAUCCAUUCAAAAGACUAUCUGUCGGACGCUCAAGUUUAAUUAAGUAACAAAAGUUACACAUGAUAUCAGUCUCAACACAAUUUGAAUACAUAAAAUUUGCCAUGAAUGUAACAAAAUACGUUAAAUAUGUUUAAGGUAGAAACUAACCAUGUCUAUAAUAUCAUUGGCUUGUUACAAACAUUCAAAAAAAAAUUGCUUCAGUUGGUGAAACCUCUGUUAACAAAAUCAUAAAAAAUCAAAGUCCUGCGUACAAUUGUAAUUUUCUGUCCAGAUGAACCAGAGUAAAAAUAAAUCUCUUUUUUGCAUAGUGUUCUCAUCAAAGGCUGUUUUGUACAAAUAUACGUACACUGUGCUGUAUCAAUGCUUACUUACAAUGAGAGUCCGACGCCAUAUAAUGAGCAUUAUCGUUGAAUAUUAAUGUCGUAUGUUCAGCCAAUAUUGUUAUCAAGCCUUGUCUAAUAUAUUCUCAUAUCAAUGGUAGCUGGAAAUUGCAGACAAAUUGCAUCAUGUCUGUUGUUUCUUUGUUAGUGCGGAAAUGUGGUAUCUUACGACAGUUUGUUGCAAUGUUUUCUCCCCAAAAAUCUAUAUUUAUGAAAUCAAGUUAUAUCAUACUUUGCUGCCAAAUGAACCCAAUUAAACGGUACUUGUCUGAAAAUGUGUCGACGUGUCUUUGCUUGCAUAAACCAAAGAAAUAAUCUGGCAAAUCAUCGACAGAAAACCAAAGACAUUUUUUCAGCUUUUUAAAUCGCCGAAAUAAAGAGUCUACGUCUUUACGAUACCAACCGAUUGUAAUAAAUAACUAGAACUGAAUUGAUGAAUGCAGGUGUAUUUUAUUCGAUUUAAUUUGCUAGUCAUAUCAAAAAUUAAAAUUUAAAAUAACAUUUUUCUUGCCACCUUAAUACUCAGUUUUAGCUUUUUGUCACGUUUUGUUCCAUUCUACUUCAGUAAACUUUGUUAAUGAGAAAAAUGAUAUAACUGAUAUCUAUUUGCAGAUCUGUUUCAGAAAAACUUCAGCCCAAAUAGCGUUUAUUCUCGAUGAUCCGAUAUAUGCCGGGAAGAUGCCCGCAACCAUUGCUGGCCAAGAAUACGGGGUUAACUGCCAUAGUUAUCUUUCAUAUGGUGCCACUCUUAUGUCUGAAAGAAUAGCUGAGUUGCUUGUACAGGAAAACAAGCAUGCCAAUGUGAUUGUCAGUCCCUGUGUGUUGAAAUGAGACUCCAGGAACGGAACUUUAGGAUACAAAAUGGUGGCCAUGAUCGGCAGAGGAAAUGCGUCACUAUGUGAAGACCUACUCAAAAAUUACCUAGCACCUGCUGAUGACGACAUGUAUUCUCCAAAGCCUUGUUCGAUUGAUCAGGUGUAUCAACCGUCAGUGAAAAACAAACAAUUCUUUACCUUUGGCCUCAUCUACUACCUAGCAAAGGAUUUUGGAAUACUGAGUGAACCAGGUCUUCUUGAUUUGAAACAGCUUCAACAUACUGUCAGGGGAUACUGCGAACAGAGUUACGAGUAUGCCACGGUAACGUUGGGAAUGUCAGAGAAGUAUGCCUCAAGGAACUGCCAGGACGGAUUGUACAAACCACUACUGUUUUCUGCCCUCGGUCUGGACAUUGACAAUGUCAUUGCAGCCAAGGACUUAAAGGGAUCCUCAAUUGUAUGGAGUCUUGGUGGAAUGUUGUAUGAAGAAGAGAGAAAUAGGUAUCAAGAUGAUGGAAUUAUAGAAGAGCAGAACCAAUUCAAAAAAAAGCUGUCAUGACGAUAUUCAAGACUUUAGUGAAUUUUAAUCUCCUUAAAGUUUUCUUGUUUUGUUUUUCAUGACGUUGAUUCAUGUUGUGGGAAUGUUUUUGAUGAUGACAACAUACAACCUUUCUGCAAUGA